AUGAGUUCUGGCCUUCCGCCGUGGCGUGCGAGCGCUUCGGCCACGACGACCGCGUCUGUAUACCCGAGCCAUGCCACUCCAGCAUACAUUCCCGUUCAAGCACGACGUAGCCUCACCACACCCUCGAAGCCUACUACAACAGUUUCAUCCCAGCCGGCGCCAGCAGACGAAGACGCAGCUCGGAAACGAGUAGAGUUCCCGCCGGCCGUUCGGUUGUAUGUACAGAGGUGCUUCGAACCAGAGCAUCAGAUUCCUGGCGUCACAAGAAGCGAGAUGGAAAAAAAGUUAAAGUCAGUCAUAACGGAGGCAGCACAGAGUGACUCACUCCACAAAAUCGACUGGGCCACGCUACCUCUUCCUCAGGUCAUGGUGCAGAAUGACAAAACCCGGAUUCUUGCUAAUCCUGAGGCCUCGACGUGGGGAUCGCCUUAUAUGGCCUCUGCUGCUUCUGCUCAAACGUACAAGCACGACGAAUCAUCCAAGAAGAGGAAGUCGGCUGAGUACCAAACGGAUUCAUCAAACGGCUACCCGCCAUGGAGGCAGACUAACAAACAGAAUACUUUUGAAGAUCGAAUCACUUAUUCCCCAACAGACAAGCGACAACGGAUAGAUUUCAAGAACUCAAGUAGUAAGUCCAAAGCUAAUCUGGAGAUGCGAAAGAAACGUUUCGAGGAUACCCAGGGGAGUUAUGGGUCUUCGCCGUCGUCACGCGCCGCGUCUUCCACCCCCACACCGACUGGUCCAGUGGUUGGAAGGUGCCAAGAACUGGAGAAGAAUUACUUCCGGUUGACGUCGGCGCCAAACCCGGAUACCGUCCGCCCUCUGCCUGUCCUUAUGAAGACCCUGGACCUGUUGAAGAAGAAAUGGAAAAAAGACAACAACUAUACCUACAUCUGCGAUCAGUUCAAAUCACUGCGGCAGGACUUGACAGUGCAGCACAUCCGGAAUGAGUUUACCGUCAGCGUCUACGAGAUCCACGCCCGUAUUGCUCUGGAAAGGGCCGAUCUUUCUGAAUAUAACCAAUGUCAGACACAGUUGCGAGCGCUAUACGCGCAGCAACUGGGAGGUCACCCGACCGAAUUCAAGGCUUAUCGGAUUCUCUACUUUAUCCACACGCGCAACUGGACGGCCAUGAACGAUGCCCUGGCCGAUCUAACAGCAGCAGACAAGCAAAGCCAUGCGGUGAAGCAUGCUUUGGAUGUGCGGUCUGCACUCGCCCUUGGGAACUACCAUCGGUUUUUCCAGCUUUAUCUUGAUACGCCGAACAUGGGAGCCUACCUGAUGGACAUGUUUGUGGAUCGUGAGCGCCUUUCUGCACUUGCCGCCAUAUGUAAAGCAUACAAACCAGACGUAACAAUUCGCUUCAUCACCGAAGAGCUGGGCUUCGAGUCUGACGAGCAAAGUGCACGCUUCAUCCUCGACCAUAGCGCGGAGGAGAUGCUCCAGGAAAAGGAUGGGGUCGUGAAACUGCUCACUGGAGGCAAAGCAGCCCAGCUUUUUGAGCUCUCAAAGAAUGAAGCCCAUCGCGUGGUCGAUAUCAAGGGACAGAUAUAA
Messenger RNA from Aspergillus calidoustus, 1554 nucleotides. The record is from the annotation of a GenBank genome assembly. Lineage: Eukaryota; Fungi; Ascomycota; Eurotiomycetes; Eurotiales; Aspergillaceae.